AUGAGUAGAUGGGAAUUCAACCUUAAAAAAUAUGACGAAAAAUGUGAAAGCAUGACGGAGCCCUUUGGAUAUAAAUUCGAGAAGGACGUGAAAGGAGCAUACGGAGUAGGAGACAGUUACUUGAAAGUCGAAAAAAAUAUAAACAAUUUAAAUAAGACAAACAAAAGCGAAGUUAACAAAUCAACCACAACAACUGCAAUUAGCGAAAAGGUGCUAGACAAAAAAGCGUGGGGUAUUUGUCUGAAUGCAUUCAAAGGAUUAGUGAUGAAUAUAUUUGUUAUGUUCAUGUCGGGAGGCGCGUCAGGGAUUUUUGGCAUAAUUUUUAUUGUGUACUCUGUGUAUAACAUUUUAAAAUCGUUACUUAACAUAAAUGAUGCAUUUAAGAGUGUGGAAAAUAAUUCCAACCAGAAAUUUUGGGCACAGAAAUUUUGUUUUGCCCUUAUAAAUUUUCUUGUUUUUCUUUACAUUAUGAAUACGAUUCGGCAGAAGGCCAUGUCCACUGUUUUUUAG
Molecule: messenger RNA, 510 nt
Organism: Plasmodium cynomolgi strain B
Lineage: Eukaryota; Apicomplexa; Aconoidasida; Haemosporida; Plasmodiidae
Exons: 2
Coding region: 1-510 (169 amino acids)
Biological process (GO): protein folding in endoplasmic reticulum
Cellular component (GO): EMC complex
Source: RefSeq, a predicted model, not a curated record